Rhizophagus irregularis DAOM 181602=DAOM 197198 is the source of this 186-nucleotide messenger RNA. Lineage: Eukaryota; Fungi; Glomeromycota; Glomeromycetes; Glomerales; Glomeraceae. The record is from RefSeq and is a predicted model, not a curated record.
AUGCAAAUACGAAAUGGCUUUAAAAAAUACGCGCAUAAUUUACAUAGCAUAGUUCGCUACAUUGAUAAUAUGAAGGAUAAAUUUGAAAACACAAUAGAAAAGCCAAUUACGUGGCUUAAUAAUAACGAAGAGGCGGAGAAAGAUAAAUAUGAUAAUAGAAAAAAAUUACUCGAAGAGAUUGUCUAA